Closterium sp. Yama58-4 is the source of this 1944-nucleotide messenger RNA. The record is from the annotation of a GenBank genome assembly. NCBI's taxonomy places the organism in Eukaryota, Viridiplantae, Streptophyta, Zygnematophyceae, Desmidiales, Closteriaceae.
AUGGAGGGCGAGAAAGCACCGCUGCUUCCCAUGCAGGCGGCAGCAGCAGCAGCAGCAGCAGGGGAAGAAGAAGAAGCAGAAGAUGAAGUAGAGGCAAUGACGGUUGAAGCAGAGGAGGGCGACGAAGCGGUAUCACCUGCAGCAGCUGCCACGGCGGUGGCCGCCCGCGAAGGGAUGAGGGGCAGCAGCAGCAGCAGGCGAAAGUACGUGGAUUUGCGCAUGGAAGCAGCAGCAGGGCGCGCUGAGUUUGUGGCAGCAAUGGACAACUGGAUGGCGCUCACCGAGUCAUCCAAGUGGAAGCUCAAGAAGGCCGCCACAGAGGCGCUGCGCUGGCGCCACUUGCACCAUGGGGUGGGGGCCCUUGACUGCAUCCGCCAGGCCGUCGUUCAGGUGCGCUCCGCCAUCCUGCUGUGCCGCUGCGUGCGGCUGGCUAAGGCGGAAAUGAAAGGCUGCAGUGCACGCGAGGACGCACUUGCCAAGGCCUGUCGUGCUGCCGGGGCUGCAGGCAUCUUCGCUGCUGCUGUGGAGGAGGAAGUGGAGGAGCUGGAGCCGGAGAGGGACGAGGAGGGGUGGGGAGUUCAAUGGAUUGAAGCAGACGAGGUGGUGCGAUACAUGCCCGAGGAUGACCUGGAAGAUGAUCUGGCGGGCGUAAGUGAGAAGCUGCUGGCGUGGGUGGCGGUGCCGCAGGCAGAGGCACGGGAGGUGCUGCAGGCGCUGAUGGAGGUGCUGCUGCUGGAGAUGGAGGACUUGGGCGCCCGCUUCGAGAUCAAUGAUCCUGCACAAACUCACCCCGCAAUACUGCCCGGACUGGCAAUAGUUCCCGCGCUGCCAGCAGUGCCUGGGGCAGCGGCAGGAGGGCUGGUCACCGCAGCAGCGGGAGCUGGGGCAGCGGCAGCGGUUCCUGGGCAGGCAGUGCAAGGAGCAGCAGAAGGGGAAGCAGCAGAAGGGGCAGCGGCAGAAGGGGCAGCGGCAGAAGGGGCAGCGGCAGAAGGGGCAGCGGCAGAACGGACGGCGGCAGAAGGGGCAGCGGCAGAACGGACGGCGGCAGAAGGGACAGCGGCAGAACGGACGGCGGCAGAAGGGACAGCGGCAGAACGGACGGCGGCAGAAGGGACAGCGGCAGAACGGACGGCGGCAGAAGGGACAGCGGCAGAACGGACGGCGGCAGAAGGGACAGCGGCAGAACGGACGGCGGCAGAAGGGACAGCGGCAGAACGGACGGCGGCAGAAGGGACAGCGGCAGAACGGACGGCGGCAGAAGGGACAGCGGCAGAACGGACGGCGGCAGAAGGGACAGCGGCAGAACGGACGGCGGCACAGGAGCCAAGAAGCAAAGGAGGAGAAGCAAGAGGGGCUGUAGGAGAGGACGUGAGAGCAGCAGGAGCAUCAGAGCAGCUGCCAAGGGCCAAGCAGCUGGGCGACAGAAGCGCAGCCCGCCUACCUCCACAGGGGAGUGCUCCCCCCAAGAAGAGCACAGCUUCAAAGACGAGCACACUGGCGACUCCUGUGGAAGUGGUCUGCCCUCCACUGGAGUCGCUGACCCUUGACACCAUUCGCUUCGUCUCCACUUGUGAUCCUGACGGGCUACCCUCUCUCCCCUCUGCCUCUCCCCUAAUGUGCCCCUCUCCCCCCACCACACGCUUCCCUUCCCUCCCUUCGUCGUCCUCCCCCUUUUCUACUAUCCCAAGAAUGAGUGGCGAGCCACGGUCCUUUGAAUCGUUAGCACGAGCUGCUGUGUGUAGAAGGCUCAAGAGCUUGGCUCUCCUCAACUGCUGUGGGCUGGAGGAGGGGCAGCUGGUGCAGCUGCUGCGUGCAUGCGUCAUGCUGGAGGAUCUAAAGGUGGAAGGCUGUGAUGGCUUCUCAGACAGCGUGAUAGCAGGAAGUCAAAUGGAGGUGUUAACUCGGUUGAGAGUGGUGGGGUGCGGUGGAAUCAUGUCAGAAUGA